Molecule: messenger RNA, 718 nt
Organism: Tarenaya hassleriana
Lineage: Eukaryota; Viridiplantae; Streptophyta; Magnoliopsida; Brassicales; Cleomaceae
Exons: 3
Source: RefSeq, a predicted model, not a curated record
AGAUUUGGGAAAGAUAGCAAUGGCAUCAGGAAGUGGUGAAUCCCAUAAGAAGAAAAUUCUUUGGUCGGAUCGGAUGACUCGUGUGAUGCUAGACCUCUAUAUAUUAGAGAAAAAUGAUGGACAUACGAAAGGAGGAAAUCUAAGUGAGGCUGGAAAGGAAAACAUGACGAGAGAAUUUAAUAAAAUACUUGGGAUGAAUUUGACUUAUGGAAAAAUUAAGAAUAGGAUUGACACUUUGAAAAAGGAUUAUUACAUCUAUAAAAAGAUCACUCAUGGAGCGACUGGUCUUGGAUUCGAUCCUGUGAAUGGAACUCUUCAAGCUCCCGAUCAUUGGUGGAAAAGUAAAAUUCAGGUUUAUCCCGAGGCUGAAAAAAUCCGAACAAAUCCUUUGAAGUUUAUACCACUUUUGGAUGUGGUUUGUGGGGACGUAACUAUAGUAGUUGAGAAAUCAUGGCAACCACGACGCGGUUUGGAUUAUCACGCUCCGCCUAUUCCCAUGUGUGAGAAUGAAGAAGGUAGUGAAGAAAAUGAGAUGCCAGCUACAAUACAGGAUUCUACAAAUGGUCUUGCUGAUAUACAUGAAGCACAAUCAAUGUCGGAGUUGCCAAAUUCUUCAAAUAGGUCAGAUAAUGCAGAGGCACCUACCCGACCAUCCGGUGGUGCAAAUCUAAAUGCGGGUCAAAAGAAAAAGCGCAAGCGCAUACCUAUGGAGACCGCA